This is a messenger RNA of Thunnus maccoyii (southern bluefin tuna), 1602 nucleotides long. Its product is annotated as nuclear factor 7, brain. The record is from RefSeq and is a predicted model, not a curated record. The transcript is spliced from 9 exons. Bases 221 to 1597 code for a protein of 458 amino acids. NCBI's taxonomy places the organism in Eukaryota, Metazoa, Chordata, Actinopteri, Scombriformes, Scombridae. Gene Ontology annotation, molecular function: protein binding.
AAAGUGUAAAUUAUAACAGUUUGCAAACAUAUUUUAGUUUGACUGAAUAACCCAACAGUAAUAUCAAAAUUACACUGAUACUGUCAGAACAAACCCUUUAAUGUUAACCCAUUAUUGAAUAGUUGCUAUAUUAACCCAAAUUAACCAAAAAAUCCAGUGCUUUAUAGUGUGUAGUUACUUUAUAUUUCCACUUUUUAUUGCUAGAGAAAAUGUAUUGUAAAUGUGUUUAGUUAUCAAACAUGUCAUCUUUUUCAUGCGUUCUCUUCACCACAGACGUGAGGACGCCACCGUGGAGAUGAAGAGUAUCCUGAAAACCAACAAAACGGCGAAAUCGCUGCUGAAGUCGGAGGAUGGCAGCACCACCCAGAGCAGCUCCAUCGGGGCCGUACGCUGGAACCUGCCCGACGAGGACGUCCAGGCCCACAGCUCAGCCCCCACCAUACCCACCAACAACGUCACCAAACACUCACAGCAACACCCUCGUCAGAAUGGCCUCAAAGAUCUGCGCAGCCUGCAGGAGUGUGUGCAGUUCAUCCAUCACUGGAAGGAGCAAGUCGACCAAGUUUGCAAGGGUGAAAGUGAUCCAGAUGAAGGUACCAGUAAGAAAGAAGCCCAGAGUUCAGACCGGCGUACCGAGCGCAGUCUGGAGGAGAGCAGGAAACUGAUCCAGGAAUGGGCCAGCGAACUCCACCAUGUCGACAAGCUCCUGUGGGAAACCCCAUGGAAAUCAGAGUGUCAGGAACAAGAAGAUAAGAAAGAUUUGGAUGCCAACGAGGAAACACAGAUGAGGAUAAUGGAGUGGGCGAAGGAGCUGCAGUCGGCCUCUGAGAGCUGUGGCGUGCAGAGCGAGGAACUGGGCAAAGUGUUGCGUCUGCUGGGCCUGAAGAAGAAACGCCUUUUCAAUCUGCUGCCUCUGCUGGAGCUCAUCACCUGGUGUCUGCUCAAGGAAGACAGCACGGCGAUGAUUCCACAGUUAUGGUUACUGGCAAAGCAACGCACCUGGAAAGCAGGACUUCCAAGAUACAUCCCCAACUCAGUUUGGAGUUGGAUUUGCAAAGCAGCAGCCGAUGUGAUUCUUGACCCCAUGACCAACCACGCCUGGCUGCAGCUGUCAGAUGACCAGCGUCAAGUCCAGGAGGGCCGGUCAGAGUCCGACCUGCCUUACAGCUCGCAGCGCUUUGACAGCUGGCACGGCGUGCUGGGCUGGGAGGGCUACAGUAGCGGCCGCCACUACUGGGAGGUAGACAUAGCCAACCAUGGCUACUGGCGCGUGGGAGUGACCACCACCGACUCCAAGCGGCAUGGCCGGUUCCCCAUGACCCCAAAGAUGGGUUACUGGGUCCUGUGGCGCAGCACACAGAACUUCUACGCCUGUACCAAGCCGGAGACGCCACUGCCUGUCAGCCUCAUACCAAGAAGGAUGGGGAUCUACUUAGACUACGAAGAAGGCCAGAUCUCCUUCUACAACGCAGAAACAAAGUCUCACAUCUACACCUUCAGUGGAAACUUCAGAGGGAAGCUGUACCCUCUGUUCGCCCCGCUGGAUGGACGCACGCUCAUGAGUAUCAUCCCGCCACACAAAAUCUCAGUAAACUGAGAGAG